GUGACGGUCAUAUUUCUUGGCCGGAGCCGAGACAUAGUCGCCGGAGAUCCGGUCGCCGUCAUGUCGAGGUUGAAGAGGGAAGACUGCAAGAGGACCAAGCACGACCGUGAGUUCUCCAAAUGGGAGAUUCUCAUUGGCCCUUCUGAUUGGGAAGAGUAUUUGCUGGGAAAGGAAGGAGCUGAAAGGUAUAGGGUCCAUAACCUGCCCAAAAAUUCAGGUCCAGGGGUGUAUGAACUUGGCAUAGCCGUAUCUCGUACCGGUUUAGGCCGUGAGAUAGGCAAGCUUGACCCAGAACGCAUAGUUGUUGUCUACCUUGGACAAGCUGACAAUGUGAGGACUCGACUUCAACAUUAUGGCCGUACUGGUGCUCAUUUGGGCAAUAGCUGCCCUCCUCAGUGUAAAACAGUCAUUCCGCAGAAAGGCCCAGGAUUGUUUGAGGAGAUACUUUCAAGAGGCUAUCCUAUUAUUUUUAGAUGGGCACCUGAUCCAAAUCUUAAGGGGGAAAAAAAAUCAAGCAUCUUUAAUUCUUCAUUCACUAUCGCUCGGCUUCAAUCGGAGACGGAAAUGCCGGCGGGCGAGAUCCGGUAUCUGCUGCAGCAGGCGUCGCUGGAGACGGCGACGGAGGAGGAGAGCAAAGAGGAUGCGUGGGUUUGGAUGCGGAUAAAGGCGGAGGCCAAACGCGACGCCGAGUCGGAGCCGGCGCUGGCGAGCUACCUCUACUCGACGAUCCUUUCUCACCCGUCGCUGGAGCGAUCGCUGUCGUUCCAUCUGGGGAACAAGCUCUGCUCCUCCACUCUCCUCUCCACGCUCCUCUACGACCUCUUCCUCAACGCCUUCUCCGACCCCUCCCUCUGCUCCGCCGUCGUCGCCGACCUCCGCGCCGCCCACGAGCGCGACCCCGCUUGUGUCUCCUUCUCUCACUGCCUCCUUAACUACAAGGGCUUUUUGGCCUGUCAGGCCCAUCGAGUGUCACACAAGUUGUGGACUCAGUCACGGAGGCCACUGGCUCUGGCGCUUCAUUCUCGAAUAGCAGACGUGUUCGCUGUGGACAUACACCCAGCAGCGAAGAUCGGAAAAGGGAUUCUGUUUGACCACGCGACCGGAGUCGUGGUUGGUGAGACGGCGGUGAUCGGGAACAAUGUAUCAAUUUUGCACCACGUCACGCUUGGUGGGACGGGAAAGGUCGGCGGAGAUAGGCAUCCAAAGAUUGGAGAUGGGGUUUUGAUUGGUGCCGGUGCCACCAUUUUAGGGAAUGUGAAGAUUGGUGAUGGGGCCAAGAUUGGGGCUGGCUCGGUGGUGCUCAUCGAUGUGCCUGCGCGGACCACUGCAGUAGGGAACCCAGCCAGGCUGGUCGGAGGGAAGGAACGGCCUUCUAAGCUUGAGGAUGUGCCUGGGGAGUCCAUGGAUCAUACGUCGUUUAUCUCUGAAUGGUCUGACUAUAUAAUCUGAUAACUUUUGUUGAUGAUAUAGCUAUUAGACCUGCUUUGUGGAAUUUUGUUAUAAACUAGAUGGGGGAUAAAAAGGCCCAUUAGCAGAAAGAACUUGUUGCCUAUGUAAUGACUGACAUAAUGUUUGUCCCUGUGAGUUGUAGUUCACAAGUGUAAUUUGUAUUGAAAGCAGAGUUGCAUUUGCCUGUUGUGGUGAAGUGUACUUCUACUGCUUUUGGGCUCACUUUUACUAUUAGAAAGUUCUAAAGACCUGGUACUACCAGGAUUCAAAAGUCAAGUGGACCUGAUUUCAUAAGAGAUUCUAGGAUGUUACUUCAAAAAAGCAGUGAACAUGGGUUGUUUUUUGCUCACUUGUUGGAGAUAAACUGGUAGCUUCAUCGAUUUUUCUCGUUAGAGUAUUCAGGAAGUGCAACCCAGCAGAUUAGUCUUGCUGGUGGAAGCUCAGCAUCAGGAUAUUGCUCUUUUCUGGUCGCUCUACAAUGCUUGUAGCCAAGAUCAACUUUGCUGUUCUUUGCAUUCUGCUAUUUGCACUACAAACUUUAUUAUUAUUAUUAUUUAUUUAUUUUUAUUUAUUUUGGGUGAGCAUUUGCAAUACAAACGUUACUACUUGUUGAAGUCUGUAUCAAUGUUAUCUGUUUCCCCAUGGUUAACCAUCAAUGGUUUAAUGCUUAAGGACAAUGUUGGUUCUUCCAAGUUAUC
Messenger RNA from Morus notabilis, 2147 nucleotides. Its product is annotated as serine acetyltransferase 5. The transcript is spliced from 4 exons. Gene Ontology annotation, molecular function: L-serine O-acetyltransferase activity; DNA binding. The record is from RefSeq and is a predicted model, not a curated record. Gene Ontology annotation, cellular component: cytoplasm; cytosol. Gene Ontology annotation, biological process: regulation of DNA-templated transcription. Lineage: Eukaryota; Viridiplantae; Streptophyta; Magnoliopsida; Rosales; Moraceae. The coding region runs from base 61 to 1449 and encodes 462 amino acids.